This is a messenger RNA of Erigeron canadensis, 2896 nucleotides long. RefSeq lists its product as uncharacterized. Gene Ontology annotation, biological process: protein autophosphorylation. The record is from RefSeq and is a predicted model, not a curated record. Lineage: Eukaryota; Viridiplantae; Streptophyta; Magnoliopsida; Asterales; Asteraceae. Gene Ontology annotation, molecular function: transmembrane receptor protein tyrosine kinase activity; ATP binding. The transcript is spliced from 4 exons. Gene Ontology annotation, cellular component: plasmodesma; plasma membrane. Bases 56 to 2305 code for a protein of 749 amino acids.
CAGUUGGAUGAGCAAUUUGUAAAGAUCCAAUUGCAGCUAUAGGCUUCAAGUCAUCAUGAAUCAGUUCAAGUCAUUAGAAAGGGGUCCAUCUCUUUUCCAGGAACACACACGCGAUGGCAAUGAGUCUAAACCUUCCACUUCCACAGCUCAAUGGUCACAACCAUGCCGUAUAUUCAAAAUGGAAGAAAUUCUUUUAGCAACAGAAAAUUUUAAUGAAUCUUUCGUGAUUGGUGAAGGGGGCUUUGGAAAAGUGUACAAAGGUGAGGUUAUCGUUGGCGCUAGUCAUGUUGCCGCUGCUAUUAAACGGCUAGAUUUGAUGUCAGAUCAAGGAGGAACAGAGUUCUGGGCUGAAGUCGAGAUUCUUUCCAAGUUGCGCCACUCUCAUCUAGUGUCUCUGAUUGGUUAUUGUAACCAUGAAAGAGAAAUGAUCCUUGUAUAUGAGUAUAUGUCGAAUGGAACACUUGAAGCUCAUCUCCAUAAACUCCGCACCCGUCUUUCUUGGAUUGACCGGCUAAAAAUUUGCAUAGGCGCUGCGCGUGGAUUAGACUACCUUCACACGGGUACUGGAAUUGAGUUUGGUGUUAUACACCGAGAUGUCAAGAGCUCAAAUAUUUUGUUACACGAAAGUUGGGCCGCUAAAAUUUCUGAUUUUGGGUUGUCCAAAAUAGGCCCAACGAAUCAACCACGCACUUAUGUCAACACUUGUGUAAAAGGCACUUUUGGGUAUCUUGAUCCAAACUAUUUCGCCACCGGAAAACUGACUAGGAAGUCUGAUGUGUAUGCUUUUGGGGUGAUAUUAUUUGAAGUACUGUGUCAGAAGGGACCGGUGGAUAGGAGCCUUGAAUUUGGUUUAGCUGCAUGGGCAAAAGAGUCGAUCAAAGAAGGUAACUUAAAGAAUAUUGUUGAUUCUGAUAUAAGGAAUGAAAUUUCCCCAAAAUGUUUGAAGGGGUUUGCUAAAAUUGCCGAAAGAUGCUUAGAAUAUCAUCCAAAGCAUCGUCCUACCAUGACUGAGGUUAUAUUCAAUUUAGAAUCCAUACUUCACUCACAGGUGCAAACUCCAGGAAAGUCGUUAUUUACUAGAAAGGUUGAUGUGUUUCACUUCAACUCCACCAGUGAAAAUCCAGCUUUAGGGCAGAGGAUACUUUACCUUGCUGAAGUCAAUCGUGGUUUUGGAUUCUCCGAUAUAUUCAAGGAGCCUUCAAAAUAUGCAUGGUCUGAUAUAUACGAAGGUCAUUUCAUCGUUCCUUAUCACAGAAUCGUUGUGGUAACUAGCAAACGAGUGAUGUUGCUCCUGUGCCUAUCUCCCGAGAAGGGGGAUAAAAGACCAUGUAAGAUCAUAUGGGACGUGCCAUGGGAAGAUCUCAUGGCACUGGAGCAGGCAAAAGCUGGCUCUCCAAAACCUUCUCAUUUAAUCCUUCAUCUCACAAAGUUCAAAAGAGCAGAGAGCUUUGUUCGAGUCAUCAAGUGUAGUACGGAAGAAGAAUCUGAAGGAAGAGAUCCCCAAGCUGUUAGGAUAUGCUUGGCGGUGCGUAAGAUGUGGAAAGCCUAUCAAGCUAGCCUUACAAGCCAGAAUCACAAGUCUAUCGCUUGGAAUGAAACCGACUGGACAGGCUCUGGUAGCCAUAGCAAAUCCCUUUUAAGAUUGGAAGACUCCUUGUCUCCCGGGUCUAUUUCUGACACGGGAAGCUUUUUCAAACACAUCAUCAACUUUACAAAGGUAUGGACCAGUGAACAGGAAUUGAGAGGGCGCCACACAUUCUUAAAAAAGAAAGUUGUAGAAGAUCACGUGAUAUGCAGCAUCUGGCGCCCAAUUUGCCCAGACGGGUAUGUCUCAGUUGGUGAUAUAGCUCAUAGCGGAAUCCAUCCUCCAAUUUCAGCUGCAGUAUAUCAGAACACGGAUAGAUUGUUUGCACUUCCGUUGGGCUAUGAUUUGGUUUGGAGAAACUGUGUUGAUGAUUACACUACUCCCGUUUCAAUUUGGAGACCGCGUCCUCCAAAAGGUUAUGUUUCUGCUGGUUGUGUUGCUAUACCCAGUUUUACGGAGCCAGAACUCUACCUUGCCUACUGCAUAGCGGAAUCAAUUGCCGAGGAAACCACAUCUGAAGAACAACAGAUUUGGGUUGCACCUGAUCACUAUCCCUGGUCAUGUUACAUUUAUAAAAUACGGAGUCCAUCUCAUCAUUUUGUAGGCUUGCGCCAGCCUAGGGAAGAGGCAGCUUGGAAGCCUAUGAGAGUUAUUGAUGGCUUCUCUCGUCCAUCAGUAUCAUUGUUGUCAGAAGCUUCAUCAUCAGCAUCGGAUCAUUGAUCUCCAUCUCACUGAUGUGCAAACAUGUAACAUAUCUCUGGUACAUUUACAGGGUUAUUUUUACUGCUAGAUAUGGCAUAUAUGCAUUAUCACCAAAAUAAAGAAUAAAUAAAUAAACUGUGAUUAUGUUAACAGGAAGAGCAGAUGAGAUGAAUUUUUAAAUCCUGUUCAGAAUUCCAAAUCCUUUUGUUCAUGCUGAUAUACGGUGCGGUAAGGAGUGUGAUCAUAAACAAAGAAAAUCUGACAGCUGGGCUCGUAGUUGGUCAAGUACUAUCAUUCUUCAUAUAAUUGGAGUGCACCAGCUUUUCCUUUCAAAUAACAUAACCAUCUUUUACUGAUGUGUGCCUUGUUGCAAGUUUAGUAUUUAGAAGUGGAAAGGCAAACUUGUGUUGACAGAGAAGAUUGUUGGAACUAAAAGAAAAAACCCCAAAGGUCGUUUUUGGGGAUGUUUUUGUUUUUUUUUGUUUUUGUUUUGUUUUGGCGGGGUUAAUUCGAUAUUUAUCUUUUGUUGGCUUUGCCGUCGUUCAAUAUAUAUUAUGUUUCUUUUGGAUAUGCCAAUUGUCAAUUCUAGUAGUUCUUGUUUGAUUUUGA